This is a messenger RNA of Coffea arabica (coffee), 2229 nucleotides long. Its product is annotated as ferredoxin--nitrite reductase, chloroplastic-like. Gene Ontology annotation, molecular function: iron-sulfur cluster binding; heme binding; oxidoreductase activity. Lineage: Eukaryota; Viridiplantae; Streptophyta; Magnoliopsida; Gentianales; Rubiaceae. The record is from RefSeq and is a predicted model, not a curated record.
UGUGCUAGAGGCCAAAACGACCUUUAGCAGCUACCAAGAGUCCACUGGAAACCAUUGUCACAUAUUCAUCCCCUACAAAUGGUCUCACCUCAUUCUCUACUUCCUCCAACUCUUCGCCGUUUCCACCACCGAUCCCACCAACCCUGAAGAAUUUCUUGCAGUUUUGGAAGAAUGGCAUCACUUUCAGUUAAAUUCUUGGCACCAAAUCCAUUGCCAAACUCUAAGACUUUUAGGCUUCAUGCAACUCCACCAGCAUCUCAGACUGUUGCACCACCAGCAUCAUCAUCAGGGGGGGCAGCAGAUGUUGAUGCUCUGAGGCUGGAGCCUAGAGUAGAGGAAAGAGAAGGAUAUUGGGUGCUAAAGGAGAAAUACAGACAAGGUAUAAAUCCUCCGGAGAAAGUCAAGAUUGAGAAGGAGCCUAUGAGGUUGUUCAUGGAGAAUGGAAUUCAAGAGCUUGCUAACAUCCCACUUGAAGAAAUUGAUAAAUCCAAGCUUACUAAGGAUGAUAUUGAUGUGAGACUCAAGUGGCUUGGUCUGUUCCAUAGGAGGAAGCACCAUUAUGGUCGGUUCAUGAUGAGAUUGAAGCUGCCAAAUGGUGUAACAACUAGUGCCCAAACUCGAUAUCUGGCAAGUGUGAUAAGGAAAUAUGGGAAGGAGGGGUGUGCUGAUGUUACAACAAGGCAGAAUUGGCAAAUUCGAGGUGUUGUUCUCCCGGAUGUACCAGAGAUUUUGAAAGGACUGGAAGAAGUUGGCUUGACAAGCCUACAGAGUGGAAUGGACAAUGUAAGGAAUCCAGUUGGUAACCCUCUUGCAGGGAUUGAUCCUGAAGAAAUUGUUGACACAAGGCCUUAUACUAACUUGCUCUCUCAGUUUGUAACUGCAAAUUCCCGUGGAAAUCCAAGCAUCAGUAAUUUGCCAAGGAAGUGGAAUGUAUGCGUAAUUGGCUCUCAUGAUCUUUACGAGCACCCUCACAUAAAUGAUCUUGCCUAUAUGCCUGCCACUAAAAAUGGAAGAUUUGGAUUCAAUUUACUGGUGGGUGGAUUUUUUAGCCCCAAACGUUGUGCAGACGCAAUUCCUCUUGAUGCAUGGGUUCCAGGAGAUGAUAUAAUACCGGUUUGUAAAGCAAUACUGGAAACUUUCAGAGAUCUUGGUACGAGAGGGAACAGGCAGAAAACAAGAAUGAUGUGGUUGAUUGAUGAACUUGGAAUAGAAGGUUUCAGGUCUGAGGUUGUUCAGAGGAUUCCCCAACAAGAGCUAGAGAGAGCAUCAUCUGAAGACCUGGUUCAAAAGCAAUGGGAGAGGAGAGAUUAUCUUGGUAUCCAUCCACAGAAACAGGAAGGCUGUAGCUUCAUAGGUCUUCAUAUACCAGUAGGUCGUGUCCAAGCAGAUGACAUGGACGAGCUUGCUCGUUUAGCUGAUGAGUAUGGCUCAGGUGAACUCCGACUAACUGUGGAACAGAAUAUCAUAAUUCCCAACAUUGAGAAUGCAAAGCUUGAGGCAUUGCUCAAAGAGCCUCUUUUAAAGAACAGGUUUUCUCCAGAACCACCUAUUCUCAUGAGAGGUUUGGUAGCUUGUACUGGCAAUCAAUUCUGUGGGCAGGCAAUAAUAGAGACUAAAGCUCGUGCACUGAAGAUCACGGAGGAGGUUCACCGCCAAGUUUCCGUCACUCGGCCUGUAAGAAUGCACUGGACUGGCUGCCCAAAUUCCUGUGGACAGGUUCAAGUUGCAGAUAUUGGAUUCAUGGGAUGCAUGACAAGAGAUAAAAAUGGAAAGCCAGUCGAAGGUGCGGAUGUCUUCUUGGGAGGGAGAAUUGGCAGUGAUUCACAUUUAGGAGAAGUUUAUAAGAAGGGAGUUCCAUGUGAUGAUUUGGUACCCUUGGUUGUAGACCUUUUAAUAAAUCAAUUUGAUGCAGUCCGUCGGGAGAGUGAAGAAGGGGAAGAGUAAUUUGGAUAACUCCUCUGGUUUAUCAUUUGGAUGUCUGUGCUGGGGAAAGAGAAUGACGAAAGAGGAGUUACUUUUUGACUAAUUUGAAACCAUUGUUCAGAAGCUUUCUGCAGCUUCAAACACAUACAAGAGUGUUUAAGUAUUGACACGUGGGAGAUCUCUUCCACGUACAAGAUGCUAGAAUAAAAUUUCUGACGUAAAUUUGUUUAGAGGUGAAAUUAGACAGUUAUAAUUUAUACAUGAAACUAUUUCUGAGAAAGUACAUGCAUUUUCUUUUCCCUGUCU